Messenger RNA from Strongyloides ratti, 2169 nucleotides. RefSeq lists its product as hypothetical. The transcript has 4 exons. The coding region runs from base 1 to 2169 and encodes 722 amino acids. The record is from RefSeq and is a predicted model, not a curated record. Lineage: Eukaryota; Metazoa; Nematoda; Chromadorea; Rhabditida; Strongyloididae.
AUGUAUCUUUUUAAAUAUCAAUCAUUUUGUAUAUUUUUGAUAUGUUUACAAUUUCCAAUUAUUAUUGUUGGUGAUUAUAAUGGAUAUCGGGCAAGUUUACCUAGAGAUAAUUUGCCACAAAAUACACAUCCAUUUAUUAAGCCAUACUACCACUCAAUAAAUGAUUAUGAAAAUCAAAAUUAUAAUUAUUGGUAUGAAAAUAAGCCUUUACCUCAUUAUCAUGGAAAUGUACCUAUUACAAUACAUCAACACUACACACAAGAAGAACAUUUUAUUGAUGAUGAAACUUAUGUGACAGAUCCUCCUGGUUUUUCAUUGACAAAGUAUAAACAAGAAAAUUUACAAAAAUUGUCAAUUAACAAAAAUAAUAAUUAUUCUUCUACAAAAAUAGAUAAAUCUCAACUUCCAAAAGCAAGACUUAGUGGUUCAGAAAGUUUUGAUGGUAAAGAUACGACUCCACAACAAAUUAUAGAUAGAAAUAAAUUAACAAAAAGUGAAGAAAAAUUAUUAAAAGAAAUUGAGGAGGAAAUUGCUAUGGAGGAAGAAAAAAAAGGAAAAUCAGUAAAUUCAAUUGUAAAUGAUAUUAGUAAAGGUAAUAACAAACCUGAAAAUAAUAUGAAUGAAAUAACAAAAGAAAAGUCAACAAAUAAAAUUGUAGAUGAUAUCACUACCAAUGAAGAGUAUAAAAAAAUUAAAAGUGAAAAUAAUAUUAAUGCUGGAACACAAGAUAAAUCAACAAAUUUAGUUGUAGAAGACAUCACCGAUGAUGGGUUAAAAAGAGACAAAGGAAAAGUAACAACAGAUCUUAUCGGAACAUCAAUUUCUACAAUUAAAUCAGCAGAAAAAUUUGAUGGAUUUGCAAAAUAUCCUCCAGGUACACAACCAGAUCCUUUCUCACAUUUACCUAAAGUUUCUACUUCCGCUAAUACAUAUACUGAAAAUGGAGAUAAAAAAGAAAGCAAGUAUAAAACUACAUUUGGAAAUGAGGUAAAUAUAAAUGAACCAGAUAAUGAUAAAAAUCAAGGAUCUGAUUAUAUGGAUGAUUUAGACAAAAUGUCUACAGGAGAAAAAAGACCAACAACAUCUACACCAAAAAAAUAUAUAUCAAAAGAAAAGGCUGGUAAUGAUUAUGAUUUAAUUUCAUAUGAUAAUAAAAAAACAUCUUAUGGAGAGGAAGAAAAUGCUGACUUUUUUACUGAUGAAACAAAAAAACCAAAAACAAAAAUGCAAUUAGAAAAACAAAAACAUUUUGAAGAAGAAAAAAAAGAAUAUGAAACAACUUAUACAUCAAGUAAAAAAACUUCUGAUAAAUUAAAAUGCUGUCCAUGUUGUGGUCCAAGUACUUUGUCACCAAAUAUUUUAUUACCAACUACUUUGUCACCAAGAAUUUCACCUAAAUAUGAAUUUACACAACUGAUUAGUAAUCCUCAAAUACCAGUACAAAGUUCAAUUUUACAAAGUAGCUAUGCUUCGUCAUAUAUUCCUACAGGAGCAGAGUUGGCAGCAAGAUAUGGAGUUCCAUAUCCAUCUAUGGUUAGUCAAGGAAAAUCAUGUGGAUCACCUUCUAUUCCUUGUAUCCAAAUACCUUAUAUUCCUCCUCCAUGUUGUAUAACACCACCACCUCCAUGUUGCCUUCCAACUAUACCAUGUUGUCCUAAAAUUAAUAUUUCCUGUUGUCCACAAAGUGCCAUUUGUUGUGAACCAAAUCAAAAUCAAUAUCAACAACCAAGAACAUCAUGUAAUUCAUGUAAAAGUAAAACAAUAAUGAAAUAUAGAAGUAAAAGAAAUACAUGUUUACCAUGUAAAUACAAUAAACGAUCAAAAAGAUCUGAUUUCUUUAAAACUAUUAAUCCAGAUAUAGACCAACAUCUUAGGGUAAAAAGAUUUGGUUGUAUACCCUGUCUUCAUAGACGAGUUAAACGUACGCCAUUAAAAUCCAAUUGUCAAACUUGUUCUGGAAAUGGAAAUAUACGAGCAAAAAGGUCAAUUAAUUGUACAUUAUGUACAGCAGGAAAAUUAACAAUCCCAAGUAGAAGUAAAAGGGAUACCAUAUAUGAUUCACCCGGAUAUGAUAAUAUUUUUAACUGCGAUAAAUCAUGUUGCGAUUAUUCAAGAUGCAAUGAGCUUAGUGCAAAACCACUACAGUCAAAGAAAAAAAAUCUUAAUUAA